AAGCGGAUGGUUCAUCAGUCAUUUUCUCAGUUACUAUUUUCAUUGAUUCAGAGAGAGAGAAAGAGAUGGGCGUGGAAAUUGUGCAGCCAAACACUUGCUUCAGAGGCUGUUGCAGCAGCGAAUCAAUUCCUCUUUGUCUUCCUUCUUCUUUCUACUCUCUCCUUUCCCCAAUCGCCCGAGGGGCGGAGAGCGUUGUUUAUGAAGCUUGUUUGGAUGGGAAGAAAGUUGCUGUCAAGAAACCCAUCUUGUCUACUUCUCAAGACAUUGAUAAAUUCCACAAGGAGUUGCAACUCUUAUGCAAGCUAGAUCAUCCGGGGAUAGCGAAACUAGUUGCGGCACACGCAAAGCCUCCAAAUUACAUGUUCUUCUUUGAAUUCUAUGAAUCUGGCAAUCUUGCUGACAAACUACAUGUGGAAGAAUGGAGCCCGGGUAUCGAUCAGGCUCUCAUGAUCACCGUCCAGUUAGCAAGAGCUCUGCAAUAUCUACAUAACCUUGGGAUUAUACAUAGGGAUGUGAAACCAGCAAAUGUUCUUCUUGACAAAAAAAUUUACCCACACCUGGCAGAUUUUGGUUUGGCAGAAUACAAGGCAGAUCUGAAACAAGUUUCCACUGAAAAUUGGAGAUCAUCUGGAAAGCCAACUGGUGGCUUCCAUAAGAAGAACAUGGUUGGGACACUAAUUUAUAUGGCACCUGAAAUAUUGAGGAAGGAGAUACAUACUGAAAAAUCAGAUGUAUACAGUUUUGGAGUAUCAAUUAAUGAGCUACUUACUGGUGUUGUGCCAUAUACUGAUCUUCGAGCAGAAGCUCAGGCCCACACUGUGCUCGAAAUGAACUACACUGAACAGCAACUUACAGCAGCUGUGGCAUCUGAAGGAUUGCGACCAGUUCUUGCUGGCUUGGAGUCAGCUGCACCAGAAAGGUUACUGUCAUUGAUACAGAGGUGUUGGGACGUGAAUCCCCAAAAUAGGCCUUCUUUUGAUGAGAUAGUAAUGGAACUUGAUCCAAUAUUGGAGCACAGGAAGACAGUAAAAGAGAAGGAAAAUAUCCUUGGAGAACCUUCUAUUUUUCCUGCUGACCAGCACAUAAAUGAUGCCACUAAUCUUCGAACAUACCAGGAAAGCAUUAACUGGCUUGCUCAGGGGGAAAAUUUUUCCAAGAUAGCUUCUUCUGUAGCUGAUUCUGGUGUUGAAAUGUGGUUUGAUUCUUCAAAUGAUCCUUUAACAUACCAUCCAAUACUAUCUUGGGGAUCCUUCGCUACGUGCGGGAGGAGGGAGACCAUGGAGGAUACUCACUUUCUUAUGCCCAAUAUGUUCAAUGAGGAAGAUAUCCAUGUUUUUGGUAUCUUUGAUGGUCAUCGAGGUGCAGCAGCGGCUGAGUUUUCAGCUCGGGCUCUUCCUGGAUAUUUGAAAACUCUGGGUUCCAGAAGCAGUCCUGCUGAUGCACUAUUGGAAGCAUUUGUGAAAACAGAUGUUGCAUUUAGGAAUGAACUGGAUUCCUGUCGUAAAUCUAAGGGAGUUAUUCAGAAAGACUGGCAUCCUGGUUGCACUGCAGUUGCUGCCCUAAUAGUUAGAAACAAGCUUUUUGUUGCUAAUGCUGGUGAUUGCAGGACAAUCUUAUGUCGAGCUGGCUGUGCUUUUGCUUUAAGUAAGGACCAUGUGGCGAGCUGUCUUGAGGAGCGAGAACGUGUUACCAAUGCAGGGGGACAAGUCAAAUGGCAAGUUGAUACAUGGAGGGUUGGUCCUGCUGCUCUUCAGGUUACACGUUCCAUAGGUGAUGAUGAUCUGAAGCCUGCUGUAACUGCAGAACCUGAGAUAACUGAAACUAUUCUGUCGGUGGAGGAUGAAUUCCUGGUAAUGGCAAGCGAUGGGCUCUGGGAUGUUGUGAGCAAUGCAGAGGUUGUGAGCAUAAUCAGGGACACUGUUAAAGAGCCUGGAAUGUGCUCCAAGAGAUUGGCAACCGAAGCAGCUGAACGUGGUAGCAAAGAUAACAUCACUGUCAUCGUCAUCUUCCUGCGCCCAGUUUCUACGGCAGAAAGAAUUUACUAGGUUGAUAUCAAUUACUUCUGGAUUGAAGUUGUCAGGCUCAGAGUAGAUGGAAUGAAACUGGUACGCAGUCUAUUACAGAUUUGUGUGAUUUAUUUUCAUACUGGGAAUUCAGCAUUUCUUAAGCAUGUAUCCAUUCACUGCAUAGGAGGUUAAGGUUGGUGUAGAUUGUUAGAUGGAUGUCAGAAUUUGCCUUACCAUCGCCAAACUCAAGCCACACCAACAUGGUUUAUUAUUCUACUACCUAUGUCAAAUCCAUUUAUGACCUUUAAUGUAAUAGUUUUCAAUUUUUAAAUAAAAUUAGUCCAA
Molecule: messenger RNA, 2351 nt
Organism: Vitis riparia (riverbank grape)
Lineage: Eukaryota; Viridiplantae; Streptophyta; Magnoliopsida; Vitales; Vitaceae
Product: protein kinase and PP2C-like domain-containing protein
Exons: 12
Coding region: 66-2045 (659 amino acids)
Biological process (GO): protein phosphorylation
Molecular function (GO): ATP binding; protein kinase activity
Source: RefSeq, a predicted model, not a curated record